This is a messenger RNA of Pantherophis guttatus, 1343 nucleotides long. It is a transcript of the gene MTCP1, whose product is annotated as mature T cell proliferation 1. Gene Ontology annotation, molecular function: protein serine/threonine kinase activator activity. Lineage: Eukaryota; Metazoa; Chordata; Lepidosauria; Squamata; Colubridae. The record is from RefSeq and is a predicted model, not a curated record.
UAUCCAACAAUGAAAUUAACUAUCAACGCUCCUAAGGCCAUAUCCAGAUUGCAGAUUCACUUGGGUUAGUGUUUUUCACCCUCAACAACUUGUGAAUGUGUAGACUUCAACUCCCAGCUGGCUGGAGAAUUCUGGGAAUAGAAAUCCACACUUUCUAAAGCUGCCAUGGUUGAGAAACAUUGAUUUGGUCCUAACUAUUGGCCAAAUAGUUACUGACCAAAUUAGGGACGUGGUGGCUCAGUGGCUAAGAUGCUGAGCUUGUCGAUCGAAAGGUCGGCAGUUCAGUGGUUUGAAUCCCUAGUGCCGCGUAACGGGGUGAGCUCCCGUUACUUGUCCCGGCUUCUGCCAACCUAGCAGUUCAAAAGCACGUAAAAAAAUGCAAGUAGAAAAAUAGGGACCACCUUUGGUGGGAAGGUAACAGCGUUCCGUGCGCCUUUGGCGUUGAGUCAUGCCGGCCACAUGACCACGGAGACGUCUUCGGACAGCGCUGGCUCUUUGCCUUUGAAACGGAGAUGAGCACCGCCUCCUAGAGUCGGGAACGACUAGCACAUAUGUACGAGGGGAACCUUUACCUUUACCUAUUGAUGAAGGCCAUAUCAUAACUGACCACUGCACUUUUCUUGAAAGACCUUUCCAAUGGAAUCCAGUUUAUCUCCAACAGGACAGUGACCAGCACACAUUUAUGAAACUCUUUCCUUUUUUAAAAAAAAAAUUAACAUGCUCUUCACGGUGCUAGGAUGCUGCAUGCCACCAGUCCCCCUCCCCUCCUGGCGCCGCUUCUUUGCAAGACUAACCAUUGCGUAUCUUUGCUCAGAGCUAAAGGUGGACGGUGUAGACAUGGGAACCGAGGGCGGGUGUUCCUAGCCAAAUAGCAGGGCAUGGCAGAAAGUGAGGAAGCUGGCGACGACGCCCAAGACCCACCUGUCCGCCUCUGGGUACGACGGAUGGGCGUCUACUGCGAUGAGAACCAAGCAACAUGGCUGGUGGCACCAGAAGAGGAAGGAGGGACGCUAAAAGCCCGGAUCAGAAGAAUCCCCGUCCCCCUGGGUGAAGCCGUGCGCCCCAGCCGCCUUCCUGCUUCUCAGCUGCCCCACAUGUGGCAGCUCUCAGAGGGGCCGCAAUACCGGGACAGUAACUCUCGCAUCUGGGACAUUGAACAUCACUUAACGGUCAUGGGAGUGGAAGAGCUGCUGUUGAAACUCCUGACCAGCAAUUAAACCCGGAGCUGCAACGCCAGGACAGUGGUCCCGUUUGGGUUUUCUUUUUAUGUGUUAACUCCUAGCACUCAAAAAUGCCGCUGCCCGCGAGGCGGAGCACGGCGUGCGCCUCUCUUUACCGCCCAC